GGGCCGGCUCCGGCCUCGGGCCGCUCUCGCCCGGCCCCGGCGGCCCCUGCCCGGCCGCACCAUGCCGCGGCGGCGCGGCUGCCUGCCGCCCUUGCUCUGCGCGCUGGCCGCCCUCAGCCUGCCGCUGCUGCUGGCCGCCGAGCCCCGCGCCAAAAGUUGCUCCGAAGUGCGGCGGCUCUACGCCGCCAAGGGCUUCAGCCAGAGCGAAGCGCCCAGCCACGAGAUCAGCGGUGACCACUUGAAAGUCUGCUCGCAAGGCUACACAUGCUGUUCUCAAGAAAUGGAGGAGAAGUACAGUCAGCAGAGUAAACACGACUUCAGAAAUGCCGUCGUAGAGCUUAGCAAUCACUUACAAACCAUGUUUAGUUCCCGAUACAAGAAGUUUGAUGAGUUCUUCAAAGAACUUCUCGAAAAUGCUGAGAAGUCGCUGAACGACAUGUUCGUGCGGACGUACGGCCGCUUGUACAUGCAGAACUCGGAGCUGUUCAAGGACCUCUUCGUGGAGCUGAAGCGGUACUACGUGGGUGGCAACGUCAACCUGGAGGAGAUGCUCAACGAGUUCUGGGCGCGCUUGCUGGAGCGCAUGUUCCGGCUGGUCAACCCCCAGUACCACUUCACGGACGAGUACCUCGAGUGCGUCAGCAAGUACACCGAGCAGCUGAAGCCCUUCGGGGACGUGCCGCGGAAGCUCAAGCUACAAGUGACGCGAGCGUUCGUGGCCGCCCGCACCUUCGCGCAGGGCCUCGCGGUUGCCAGGGACGUCGUGAGCAAAGUGUCCGCGGUGAACCCCACACCGCAGGGUACACGGGCGCUGCUGAAAAUGAUGUACUGUCCGUACUGCCGAGGUCUGGUAUCGGUGAAGCCCUGUUACAACUACUGCUUUAACGUCAUGAGAGGCUGCUUGGCCAACCAAGGGGACUUGGACGCCGAGUGGAAUAUCUUUAUGGAUUCGAUGCUGCUGGUAGCAGAGAGGCUGGAGGGUCCCUUCAACAUUGAGUCAGUCAUGGACCCCAUUGAUGUGAAAAUUUCCGAUGCAAUCAUGAACAUGCAGGAAAACAGCAUGCAGGUGUCUCAGAAGGUUUUCCAGGGAUGUGGCCAGCCAAAAACGCUUGCCCAGGGUCGCACCGCCCGCUCCGUCUCCGAGAGCGGUUUCAGCGCCCGUUUCAGGCCCUACAACCCCGAGGAGCGGCCAACUACAGCCGCCGGCACGAGCUUGGACCGACUGGUUACUGAUGUGAAAGAGAAGCUGAAGCAAGCCAAAAAAUUUUGGUCUUCUCUCCCUGGCAACAUUUGCAAUGAUGAAAAGAUGUCUGUGGGCACUGUCAAUGAGAACGAGUGCUGGAACGGGAGCGCCAAGAGCAGGUAUGAAUUUGCGGUGACUGGAAAUGGCUUAGCAAGUCAAGUGAAUAACCCUGAGGUGGAAGUUGAUAUUACCAAGCCAGACAUGGUGAUUCGCCGGCAAAUCAUGGCUCUGCGAGUGAUGACCAAUAAGCUGAAGAACGCGUACAGCGGGAACGAUGUCGACUUCAUUGACAUAAGUGAGGAGAGCAGCGGGGAGGAGAGCGGCAGCGGCUGCGAGCCCCAGCAGUGCUCCCCGGAGUUCGAGUUCAACGCCACCGAAGUCACUGGGAACUCCAACAAGAGCGAUAAGAACGUGAACACUUCUGCCGCUACCAGGAGCGGUUUAUCGCCAGCGGCCUUGCUCCUUAGCGUUUUGUUCUUGGCCCUGCAAAGACAAUGGAGAUAAUUGUGCAGCGUAGGAAGGGGGGGGAAAAAGACUUUUAUUAUCAAAGUUAGAAGGCACCUGCUUUCACUUUUAUACCAUCUAGGGACUUUGCUUUUUAAGUUAAUGGACAACAGUGUACAGUUUUUACUAUGUUGCCACUGGUUUUAAGAUACUGAUUAUUUUUUUUUUCCCUUGCUAUUCUGGGAAUAACAGAAACGGGGACUACCAGUCUGUCCCGUUCACCAGGGAUCCAUCCAUGUUAGAGUUGGAUAACGAAAAUGUAUAUACAAGCCUGUAGUUAGCUCCGCAUUUGUGUCUUUUUUCACUUUUUUUUUUUUUUUUUUUUUUUCCUUUUACCAUAUUUCUUAUGAAAACAAAAAAAAACCCCAGGGUCUUUCCUUGGCCUGUAACAAGUAUGUGUUUCUGAAAUGAGAAAUAUCUGUACAGAAGCAGGUUUUAUUUAUCAUGUUAUCUUUUGGGGAGAAAAAAUAAUUGCCCAACAAGCAGAAAACACGUUUCAUGUAGUUAACUUCCCAUUUAUCCACAUUAUGUUAGUUGCCUUAUCUGGAAAGAAGUGGAGGUAAUUUGUCUUUAUUAUGCAGGAAAACAGAAGGUGAAGGCAGAGCUGGUCAGUGUGCCAAGUGCCCCAUUUGCAUAGGGCGUUAAUGCCAGGAGCAGGAUGUAUUUUUUUUUUUUUACAGGAGGUUUGGUUAAAUUGGAAGAGACUACAGAGAAUUCCAGUUCUGCAGACGCUAAGAAGAGUUGAUGUUUGUUCCCCGGGAUCCUUGCAAUUAGCUGUAACUCCUGUAGGUCAGUCCCUGACGUGCAUCCCCCGUGGGAAUAAGGCAUUAAACUUGUUCGGUUGGAAGCAACUUGUCGUCUUGCAGAUCCAAAUGCCAACGCGUGUCUUGUCUGCCAAUUUGUUAGAUGAAUGCUGGAUUCAUUUUUAAAUUUUGAAAUUUUUUUGUUCUGUAAGGAAUACUUGCCGGGCGGGGAGGCGGGGGGGCAUGCCGGGUUUGUUUUUGCAGGAAUUUUGGUUCCGAUGGGCGGCAAAAGGGCAGGAGCAGGCGGCAGCACCCCGCGGCAGUGUCGCAGGCAGGGCGGAGCAGGAGCAGGAGCAGGAGCAGGAGCAGGCAGGAGCUCCCGGGCUGAAGACGCCUCCUUCCCCGUGGAUUUGGUCUCCGGGGAGCCGAUGCCCAGCGACUGUAGCUUUCCGGCACAACCCGAGACACUCUCCUUUCUCUACCUGUGCUUUUGCAGUUGGAACAGUGUUGUGGUGAACAGCAACUCAUUAAUAAAAGAAAUGUAUAUUUUUAAGAAAAGAGAUUAAAUAAUUUUUAAAAUAGUUUAGGGAAAACAAAGUCUUUGGAAAGACUCAAAAUUAUUCUGCACGUCUCCUCCUGCUUUGGGUAGCCUUUAGGUCUGGCCGGACGCCGGGAUCUGGUCGGGAGAGCAAUCCAGAGAGAGAGGGUUUGCUCUAUUCCACCCUUUUGUUGUAAGGAUAAUUUUCUAUUUUUAUAUUGAAGCAUUAAUUACUCGUUAGCUCAGGGUCAGUGUUAUAUUCAACUUUAUUUUCACACCAAAUUUCUGCAAAGCUAUAAAGAGGGAGUAUUCUUGGCUGGUAUAAACAAUCCUGGAGGCUUAAUUUUACUAGAAGUAGCCAGUUAUUUAUUAAAACAUGAUGUUAGUAGAGUUACGGAUAUUCUGGCUAGAUUAUUUUUCUUUAGAAAAUAAAUCAUGGAACCAUAAAAUUGAAAAAGUUAUAAAUUUAUGUGUGGGAAAAAAUGGAUUGUAAAUAGCUAAGUUGCCUUGCGAGGAAUUGGAAAAUGUGCUGAUACUUAGAAACUACCUCAGUUCUGAGGAAUUUCCUUUCUAGCUUUGAGUGCUAUUACAUUUACUUGGUAGAAGUGAAUCUGGUCUCCAAUAUGUAGCUGAAAGAGUUAUCCCUGUAGACCUUGUUAGAUUGUUUUUAAUUUAGAGGGUUGAACUACAUCCAGCUGUUUUCUUUCAGCUAAGUUCCCUAACAAAGAGAAUUUCUGAAUUAAAUAUUGCUGAUGGUUUCCAUGACUUUUCCUGAUUUGUUUGGUUUCAUGGCAUUUUCUGAUUGCCCUUUAAUUAUUUAAAUGGUUCUAGCCAUUUGAAUUUUAAUCCUGAAAUAAACAAACCUUAGAUGCACUACCAUUGUAAAUAUAUCGCAGUAAGGUCUGACUGGAUAACCCUUCUGGCUUAUACCCAGCUGGCAGGCCUGCGAAGUUAAAUGAAGAAAAAAAAAAAAAUAAAAAUAAAAAAUUAAACUUCUUCGGAGCUCAGAGAAUGGUGGAACAAAAGCCCUUGUGUUCAGAGGGGCUGACUUCUCCAACAUUGCCCUUCUUGGCGUAAGUGUUCAUAUGUAAGAAAGUUGCUUGUAAAUUCUCCUGCUUUCGAGCGUUUCUGCUCAGAAAAAAAUGUUUCUGGAUUUAUAUUUAUCGUUUUACAACUAAUUGCUUACUAAUUAUUAUUCCUUAGUUUGGUACAAGCCACCAAUGCAAAGACCUGCUGCGAGUUUUAAGCGUGUCCAGUUGGCUUUGUUAAUAGCACAACAAUCCUCCACUAUAUAAAGGACAGAUUUGUCACCUGGGGCUACAGGAAACAAGAGUAAACAUCAAUGUAGGAUGAUCAAAA
Molecule: messenger RNA, 4387 nt
Organism: Tyto alba (common barn owl)
Lineage: Eukaryota; Metazoa; Chordata; Aves; Strigiformes; Tytonidae
Gene: GPC4
Product: glypican 4
Exons: 9
Coding region: 62-1747 (561 amino acids)
Biological process (GO): cell migration; regulation of protein localization to membrane; regulation of signal transduction
Cellular component (GO): plasma membrane; synapse; cell surface
Source: RefSeq, a predicted model, not a curated record